UCACAGUGUUCGCCGGGUGGCAUCAAUCGCACCAAGUACCCCAUCCUGUGCCAGGCGGUGGGCAUCGUGCUGCACUACUCCACACUCUCCACCAUGCUGUGGAUCGGAGUGACCGCCAGGAACAUCUACAAGCAGGUGACCAAGAAGGCCGCUCUGUGCCUGGAUGCAGACCAGCCGCCAUACCCCAGGCAGCCCCUGCUCAGGUUUUACCUCGUCAGCGGAGGGGUCCCAUUCAUCAUCUGUGGGGUCACAGCUGCCACGAACAUCAGGAAUUACGGGACGGAGGAUGAGGACACCGCGUACUGCUGGAUGGCCUGGGAGCCCAGCCUGGGCGCCUUCUACGGCCCCGCCGCCCUCAUCGCCCUGGUCACCUGCGUGUACUUCCUGGGCACCUACGUGCAGCUGCGGCGCCACCCGGGGCGCAGGUACGAGCUGCGCGCGCGGCCCGAGGAGCAGCGGCGGCUGGCGACGCCCGAGGGCGGCCCGCGCGGGCCCCGGCCCGGCACCCCACCCGCCCGCGGCGGCCCCGGGGCCUCGGUGCUGCAGAACGAGCACUCGUUCCAGGCGCAGCUUCGCGCCGCUGCCUUCACGCUGUUCCUGUUCGCGGCCACAUGGGCCUUCGGGGCGCUGGCCGUGUCGCAGGGCCACUUCCUGGACAUGGUCUUCAGCUGCUUGUACGGCGCUUUCUGCGUGACGCUGGGGCUCUUCGUGCUCAUCCACCACUGCGCCAAGCGCGAGGACGUGUGGCGGUGCUGGUGGGCCUGCUGCCCGCCCCGCGGGGACCCCCGGCCCGCGCUCCACGCCGACGGGGCCGCGCCGGGCCACGCCACAUGCCUGCACUCGCCGGGCCUCGGACAGCCGCGGGGCUUCGCGCACCCGCCGGGCCCCUGCAAGAUGACCAACCUGCAGGCCGCGCAGGGCCACGCCAGCUGCCUGUCGCCGGCCACCCCGUGCUGCGCCAAGAUGCACUGCGAGCCGCUGAUGGCGGACGAGGCGCACGCGCACCUGCAGGAGGAGGGAGCCUUCGGGCACGACCCCCACCUGCACGGGUGCCUGCAGGGCAGAACUAAGCCGCCCUACUUCGGCCGGCACCCGGCGGCCACCGAACCCGAGUACGCCUACCACAUCCCAUCCAGCCUGGACGGCAGCCCCCGCAGCUCGCGCACGGACAGCCCCCCCAGCUCGCUGGAGGGCCCGGCGGGGACGCACACGCUGUCCUGCUGUGCCCAAGGCGACCCCUUCCCCCUGGUUGGCCAGCCCGAGGGCAGCGAGGGGAGCCCUAGCCUCUACAGCUGCCCCACGCGGCCUGGCCAUCUGGAGAUGCUGCGGAGGACACAGUCCCUGCCCUUCGGCGGCCCCAGCCAGAACGGGCUGCCCAAGGGUGACUUGCUAGAAGGCCUGCCAUUUGGUAACAUCCGAACAGGACCCUGGAGAAACGAAACUACUGUGUAGCCGGGGCAGGGGACACGGUGUCCCUGGAGGAGCUUCAGAGCAGAGCAGGGGUCCAUCUGCCACAUGAGGUCACUGGGAGCGCCAAAGCCACCCUGCCUUUCAGAAGCAGUUCACACCCCCCACUGCCGCCUUCCAUGAGAGAGACCUCAGCGGGGAAACGCUCUGGCCCACGCCUGCUCCUCUUAUCCCAAAUCCACGUGUUGGGCCCCACACAUGGUCAUCCGGUUUCUGUCCUGUGGCCUCCAGUCCUGAGGUGCCCAGAAGCAGAACAGGGGAUUCCAUCAAAGAACCCAGCCGGACCCCGGCGUGGCCCGGCCCGAGAUGCCCUGCGGCCCACGGGCUCCUGGCUUCCUCGGGUGUGGCCGGCAGGGCCGAGACCACAGCAGGAGGCUGCCCUGACCUUCCCAGCAUUCAGUGUGUGUGUCUUGUGUUCUCUGGGGUGGUGGUGGCCGGUCUGUCCCCAGCAUUCUCGCUCUGGGCAGAACCCUCACGACCCUCCGCUGUCCUGUGUCUGAGCCGCCCCUAUAGCUUCCCGGGGCCCCCGUGCGCCUUCGCCCACUCAGUGUCCAAGGUCAGCCCAUGCUCGUAGCCCCUGCCCUGCAGGGCUGAGAGCGCCACGGAUGCUUGGGUCUGCGGCCAUGCUCUGGACUCUGGGGAUAGCUGUCAGCCUCAGAGGGCCAGUGGGGGUCUCUCAGGGGCCCACGCCUUUGGAAAAUGCCCAACAUCCUUUAGUGAAGACCCGACUUCCAAAACCAGCCACCCGCAUUGGGACUGGGUUCCACUCCAGUGUAGGCACCUGGCAACAAGAAGGUUCUAUCCCAAAAAGAAGGGGGGCUGGCUGGUGGGACAUUCUCACGGACAACAUCCCUUUCCCUUUUUUUCAUCUCCAUGAAAAACAUCUGGGCACAAAGCCCUGACUCAAAGGACAGAUGUGAUGACAGCAAGCCUUCUGUGAGAGCCAGUGGCCCGUCCCUGGUGGGAGGGAGUCCAGAGGGCCACAGGCGUGACUCGUGCACAGCCCUCCCUCCCUCUUUCCCUGUGACACAUGUGCACCCACACAUACACACAGGUGCACACACAUGCAUACCCCACAUACGCACCCGUCAAGCACAUGUGCACGCCCUGCACGUGGAAGGCGUGUGCUCUCCAGCGCCCCGCACACCAGAGUGUCACUGCAGAUGGUUUCACCCUGCAAAUGUCAGCGUCAGCAGCCUCGCCAGUGUGCAGACAGUCGGGCCGUCUCACCAGGAGCACAGACUUCCGAUGCACACCUCCCAGAAGAGGGGUGUGGGGGAGUGUUCCCAGCGCCUGCGCGGUGGAAGGGCUCUCCGGAGGCUGGCACUCAGUAUCUGAGUGUGAGGAAACUCACUUCCCGGGGUGUCCGUAAACUUCACCACGACGCAGUCGGCCGCAGCGUGCUCCACCCGGCAAACCCUGCGCGUCCUUACGGGGCAACCAGAUGGGCCAGCGGAUGACGCCUGGCGGCCCUGCCUCCGCCUCAGCUGUCCACCUGCUUCCGUAGCCGAUGUGAACCCGAAUCCCGAGGCUGUGCUGUGUACACACUGUAGGUGCAGAACCGUCCACACAGAAAUACAGUCUUUGCGUUGUCUGUUCUUUGUGAGGCUGGUUAAUAGCACCCGUGCAUUUUCUCGCCCUCCAUGGGGGUAGAGGGGCCCGGGGUGUGUGGCCCACUUUGUGUCCUGAUCCCGGGGCGACACUGCUCUCCCUGGCCCCUCCAGCCCCUCGUGAACUUUCUGCCCUCAGUGCCCCUGGCUGAACAGAGAGGCAUCCUGCCACUGAACCAAAGAAAGUCAACAUUAAACAUUAAACCUCUGUGUGUUUCUAUGCUGA
Saimiri boliviensis boliviensis (Bolivian squirrel monkey) is the source of this 3303-nucleotide messenger RNA. It is a transcript of the gene ADGRA1, whose product is annotated as adhesion G protein-coupled receptor A1. Gene Ontology annotation, cellular component: plasma membrane; glutamatergic synapse; postsynaptic density. Gene Ontology annotation, molecular function: G protein-coupled receptor activity. The record is from RefSeq and is a predicted model, not a curated record. Lineage: Eukaryota; Metazoa; Chordata; Mammalia; Primates; Cebidae. Gene Ontology annotation, biological process: G protein-coupled receptor signaling pathway; cell surface receptor signaling pathway.